This is a messenger RNA of Mytilus californianus (California mussel), 1941 nucleotides long. RefSeq names its product small glutamine-rich tetratricopeptide repeat-containing protein alpha-like. Bases 92 to 1120 code for a protein of 342 amino acids. The transcript has 12 exons. Gene Ontology annotation, biological process: post-translational protein targeting to endoplasmic reticulum membrane. Lineage: Eukaryota; Metazoa; Mollusca; Bivalvia; Mytilida; Mytilidae. Gene Ontology annotation, cellular component: membrane; TRC complex. Gene Ontology annotation, molecular function: protein binding; molecular adaptor activity. The record is from RefSeq and is a predicted model, not a curated record.
AUAAAUUGCUUCCGGCGACGUUGAAAGGCAAGGAACAGCGAACAUUUUUCAAUCUUUGCAUUUCACACGAACAGGAAAAGGAUAAGGUGAAAUGGCAGAUGUUAACAAAUUGGUGUUCUCAAUAAUACGUUUUCUGGAGGAUCAGAAAACGGCUGCAAAUCUUAGUGAUGAAGGAGUAGAAGGAUUAGAAGUUGCAAUACAGUGUUUAGAGUCCACAUAUGCUGUAAGCACACAAGAUCCAGCACAAGUGAAGAAGCUGUCUGUGCCAAAAAAUUUACUGGACAUCUUUAAUUCUCAGAUAUCUAGUGAGCCAGAAGCAGAAUUUGAUUCUUUGUCAAUACAUGAACCAACACCAGAAGAAAAAGAAGAGGCAGAAAUAUUAAAAAACAAAGGAAAUGAGUUCAUGAAGGCAGAGAAAUUUUCAGAUGCUUUGGAAUGUUAUACACAAGCUUUGAAACUAGAUAGUCAUAAUUCAGUAUUUUUCUGUAAUAGGGCAGCAGCAUAUAGUAAAUUGAACAAACAUGUAAAAGCUAUAGAAGAUUGUGAAAAGGCAUUAACAAUAGAUCCACAGUAUAGCAAGGCAUAUGGUAGGAUGGGUAUAGCAUACACAGCAUUAAAUGACCAUGAAAGUGCACUGGAAUGUUACAGAAAAGCUUUAGAAUUAGAUCCUACUAACCAGUCAUAUCAAAAUAAUCUAGAAAUAGCCGAACAAAAAUUAAAAGAAGAAGCUGCUAAGGCAGGCUUUGGUUUAGGAUCAGGUGGUGGUGGUAUACCCAUGGAUUUUAGUCAGAUAUUAAAUAACCCACAUGUAAUGGAAAUGGCAACACAAAUGAUGGGUAAUCCACAAAUGCAGCAAAUGAUGUCAAACAUGAUGUCAGGGUUUGGUGCUCCUGGGGCAGGAGGUAAUCCAGAGGAAGCACCAGAAGGGGGAGCCCCAGGAGUACCGGGAGUACCGGGAGGAAUCGGUAACAUAUUACAAAUUGGUCAGCAAAUGGCCUCACAGAUGCAAGAAAGUAAUCCUGAGCUUGUAGCACAAUUACGACAACAAAUGGGUAGACCACCUAAUAAUCCAGAUGGAAGUAAUGAUGCUGAUAGCAAUCCUGAUCCCCAACAACAAUGAUGUGAUUAACUGUACUGUAAAUUGAUGUUUAUUUUGUCGUGAUGGAAUCUGUAAACUGAUAAAAGAUAUGGAAGAAGAAAUUUGUAUAAGGAUUGAUCACUCAACUCUGGAAACCAGAAAUUUGUCUUUGUAUACUAAAGAGAUAUCCGCCUACUAUGAAAGAUAUUUUUUUAAAUAUUACCAUGUAUGUUUAUUUUUUUUUAAUUUCAAAUAAUUUGUCAAUCAAUUAUUUAUGGAAAUCUAAGAUAUUAAAACUAAUUUUAUAAUACAUGAUGGCUAUAUUUUAGGCAUUUUUUAAAAUAAUCAGAUCAGCUGAGAUUCAUAAUGAAAAGAGGUAAGAAAGGUAAAUGGAGGCUGUGACUGCAGCCUGCCUCAUUUAAAAAAAUGGUUACCUACUGUCAUUUGUAUCAUCUUGAGUCAUUUGAAUAUUACAAAUAAAUUGCAGUAGUAUGUGGGAAGUUCAAUGAAUUUAAAUUUGCCUGUUUGAUAAUUUAUCCAAGAUUAACUGAUAUUUAAACUUUUUUGGAAUAACUAGCAGUUGGUUUUAAAAAGAGGGCUGCAGAGCCAGUUUUGAUAAGUAGCCGUUAUUUUUACCUUAGCAUUUAAUGAAUAAAUGGUUCACUUUAAAAACAGAAUAUUUAUUGAGUCUUCUACACACUGAAGUAGUUUAGCUGUAAAAUUGUAUAAUGAUCAAGAUUAAUACAUGAAUUGGUACGUGGUACAUGAAGAUUCAUUGAUGAAUAUUUGUUUUCAGUGUUAAAUAUAUUUAUUAAUGAGUUGUUUAUUUUAUUAGUAUAUUUAAUAAAUGCAUAUUUAUCAUU